AUGAGGCGAGUUCUACAAGAGUGCGAUGACACCUAUGCUGAAUGGUUUGGAGAACAGAGAAUGAAUGAAGCGCAGAUAAGAAUUAUUAGGAGGAUGAAUGGAGUGACGAGAUAUUAUUUAAGAAACAAGUUCAGGUACAUUAGAUGUAUAGGUAUAGACAUGACUUUGAUAGCAGAAAAAAUAGAAAAUAGACCAAAAUGGUUUAGGCGUGUCGUGAGGAGUGAGGAAUCGGAAGCAAAGAAUGUAUUGUUUCCAAUACGAAAUUCUUCAAGAAAUCUCUUAUACGACGUUUUCGAUCGAAGAAAGACACUUAUUCAAAAAGAAUCUUCAGAAAAUCCUCAGUGA
Cinara cedri is the source of this 345-nucleotide messenger RNA. The record is from the annotation of a GenBank genome assembly. Lineage: Eukaryota; Metazoa; Arthropoda; Insecta; Hemiptera; Aphididae.